Messenger RNA from Closterium sp. NIES-65, 3072 nucleotides. Lineage: Eukaryota; Viridiplantae; Streptophyta; Zygnematophyceae; Desmidiales; Closteriaceae. The record is from the annotation of a GenBank genome assembly.
AUGCUUUUCGCGGGUUACCUCGUUUCACCAGCCCCUCCACACGUGAGCAGAUUCCCAGGGGGUCGUUUUGGUGUUGAGGUGGCUCAGCUUGCAAACGACUGGCGCGUGACUCGUUCCGCCGGCUCCCCCACCAGAUUGGGCUCGGUAGUUGGCGCGGAUUCCCCCUCACCGCUUGGCCUGCACUCCGCUGUCCUCCGCGCGCUCCUCGACCCCCGCCUCUCCCCCGCGUGCUUCCUUGUCCGCUCCUCGGAGUGGCUGCCACAGGUGCCGCCUGUUGCGCCUGGGAGAUCGGCGUCGUUGGCUCCUCUUGUGGCAGUGGAGCGCCCUGAGCGCUCGUUGAUGGAUUUCCUCGGCGCUCUGGGCCGCGACUGCACCGCGGAGAGCGAUCCCGCUCCCCGUCCGCUUCCUCCUACACGCCCUGCCGCGAGCGUACCUGUUGCUCCACCAGCGUCCGCUGAUCAGAUCCGCCGCCGCUUCGAGGACCAGCAGCGCGAGCUGGCUCGGAGCGUUCGCCUCGCCGUCGCUCAUCGGCAGCUCGCGACGAUAAGCGGGAGAGCCGCCGCGAUGAUCAUCACGGUGCGGCCCGUUCGCCGCUGUCUCCUCGUUCGCCUCGUCGCGUGGCGUCGCGAAGCCGAUCCCGUAACCGCCGUUCGCAUCGUCAUCGUUCGCCCCCUCCUCGUUCAUCUCGUCAGCGGUCGCCUGCCCGCCAGACGUUUGGGCGUCGGCCCCCAGCUCCGCGUUCGCCCCCUCCUACAAAGCGCCAACGGCUCUACUCCCCUCGUCGCGGGGACCGUUUUCCAGGCCGCCGGCGUCAGCAGGGCCCAUCUCGCCCGCAGUCGCCUGUGCGCUCGAGCGCAAGUGGGCGUGCGCGUCGUGGGCGACGGGGAGGUGACAUUCGCGGCGGAAAAGCGGGUCCAGCGCCGUCCGCAAUGGAGCGCCGUCUUCUGGAUAGGCUUGAUGACGUGGAGAAGGAGCUUCGUCGCUCGCGUGCUAGCUAAUUUUCUCUCUCUCUCUCCCUCUCUCUCUCUCUCUCUCUCUCUCUCUCUCUCUCUCUCUCUCUCUCUCUCUCUCUCUCUCUCUCUCUCUCUCUCUCUCUUGCGGCCGUGCGGUGAUGGCAGGAAGUUCACAGACCGCUUUCACCAGAACUUCCUGCAAAAGCACCUGGGAGCUGCUGCAUUUUCUCGGCCCCUUAUUCCAUUGGACGGCCACAGUCAGCCACUGCUCUGCCAGGAUUUCAAGCAGCAGCAGCAGCAGCGCUCGGAGGGCGUGGGAGCAGCGGCACUGACAUUCGGGGGGCUGUCGUACCAGGAGUGCAUGAUGGCGUUCCUCGCCCCCAAUGCUCGCUGCUGCCUCCCAGCAACCCAGCCCAACCUCUCAUCCCUCGCCACCCCUCCUCCUGCUUCCCAGACUCCUUUUCCUGCUUCCGAAACCACCGCCCUCUCUGCUGCUGCUGCUUCUACCACCGAGUUUCCAUUCUCCCGUGAUGCCGUCCCCGUUGUUGCUGCCUCCAGUGCCGCUGCUCUGUGCCGUGCAGUGAAGCGGCCAAGGGACAACUGCGUUGGGAGGGGGGCAGACCAACGUCUACCGGGUGGUUGUGACAGCCGGUUGGUGCGAAGCGGGUUGGUGCGAGACGGGUUGGUGCAAGGUGGGAUGGUGAGUAGCACAGAGCGCCGGCAUCAGUCAGCAGUGGCGGAGCAGUUUGAGCAGCAGGGGGCGAGCAGCAGCGUGCAGCAGGCAGCGGAUGAAGCCCUGCUGGAGGCUCUGCUCUGUGAGGACCCUGCCUUCACGCAACGCGCCGCUCUCUCUGUUCCUCCGCCUACCCAGCCGCCCAAACCUCUGCCAUCGCCAUUGCCCCCCCAACUCGCUGCUCCGCCUGGCUCUGCUUUCUGCAUUGGUAAUUCCACCCCCUGUGCUGAUUUCGCGGUGCAGCGGGUGGACUGGCCGCAUGUUGCGUCGGAGAGUGCCCGUGACCUUCCACACGACGUGCUGCUGGGAGACCGUACCUCCGCGCAACGUGCCGCUCUCUCUGCUCCUCCGCCCACCCAGCCACUUGCACCGCUGCCAACAGCAAUGGCCUCCCCACUCAGUGCUCUGCCCGGCUCUGCUCCCGGCAGCACAAGCAGCUGCAUUGCAGAGGUACUUGCUGGGAGUACGUGUGGGUGUGGCACUGAGGAGCAGGAAUACGUGGAUGCAUGCAUUAUCGUGCUCGACAACGGAAGCUCCACCGACAACAACCGCAACGGCACCGACAACAACGACAACAGCAACAGUGGCAACGACAACCAGAGUGACAGGGACAAGGAUGCUCUCUUUCUCGACACGCCCAUGGCCCACCUGCUGCUGGCUGGGAGUGCCCUCGCUGUGCCCCUGGCCAGUGGGCCUCAGGCUCAGGGGCCUGCACCGCCCGGUGCUGCUGGGCCACCCACUCGGGCUGCUGGGUCAGCCGUGGCAGAAUGGGCGGCAGAGCAAGGAGGGGCUGGGGAGGCAGGUGCUGACUGGCACAGGCAACAGCAGGGGCUCACCCAGGAGGCGACGCUUGCACAGUGGAAGGCGUGUGGGUGUGUAGAGCUGGAUGGCCGUGUACCUCCGCCCGCCUUCCCCCACCCACUGCCUCCCUUCCUUCACCCAAGCUUUCUGCGCCCCACUCUCUUGCUCCCUCCUUUCCUUCGCCGUGGGAGUCCCUCGCCCGCUCCCUCCUCUCUUUGUAUCCCUUCGCAAAUCUCUUCUGCCAAUCCCUCCCUCCCCCCCUUCCCUCUCUCCCCCCUGCCUGUCUGCCCCUCACCCCACCGUGUCUCCCCCUUCCUAUCUCCCCCCUUUCUCGUCCUUCCGCCAUCCCACCAAGUCGGAGCACAGCAGGGCGGGGGAGUGGAUGCGGCAAACAGUACAGUUGCAGCGGGCAGAGGGAAUGGGGAAGGAGCAGUGGCGGGAGAAGGGGAGCUGAGAGUGCUGGGAGGGUUGGGAAAACCAAAGGAGAGCAGGGGGUGGGAAGCGGAAUGGGAACACCCAGCUGCACUCCUUGUGAUGCGGAUGGGAGGCCCGGGGCAGGGGGAAAAGGCGCGAGCCAUGGGGUGA